GCCGAGGUUCAAACCUACUCUUUUCGCUAAAAAUUGGAUGUGUGGAUGAGCUUCAAAGGAAGGAGGAUUGGCCCUUGUCCUGAUCAACCGCACCAUGAAUCUUACAUGAGCUGAGCCAGAUUUCUACUUUGACGACUCCUUCACGCGCGUACUUUCUUUGCCAAGUCGUGCCCAUUUAUGCAGCAUGGAACAAAGCCUAACGCCCAUCCAAGCGUGCCGGGACGCACGGUGUGACGGGACAAGUUUGCACUUCGGAGCAUCGCCAUCUCUGAUACGCAAGCUGAUAGAGUUGUAAUUAAUGUAUAAUAACUUGUAGUAGUUGCUGGACCCCCCCUUGUGCACAGACCACAUGCUGAAGGGAGAAGAGUGGUACGGUGAUGCAAGAGUCUGAGACUGCCGGGAGCAUAUUCUUAGGUACUAGACCCUGACCCAUACCUUCACCACCACUCACAACCUCUGCUUCUGCCAAGCCUGUUAUCACACAUAGCACCACCGUCAUGAACCCGCUACCCUUCUUUCACUACCACCAUUCUAACGUAGUAUUGAGCAACGCUGUCGCCAGUAGGGAGAUUAUUGUCAUCCCUACUAGAACCUUCUUGCCUGCGCGCCAAUUCCUCCUCAGAGCAUCAGCCUCCGGCAACGAUCGCAGCGGUAUUGAGGUUGCUGUCGACCCUUUCGUCGAUGCCGUCAAUCGAUCCUACGUCGAUACCUGUCUGCGGGAGGCGGGUGAAGGAUUCCCCGAUCACCGGCACGUGAUAGGUAGCUUAUAUCGAGCUUCUGCUCACCUGCAACACAACAGAGAACCACCCAGUCUUGACAAUACCCCCUGUCCAUUCGCGACCACGAGGGAGAUUGUUGAGAUCGGUAGUUAUGUAGCCGGCCGGCCUUCUGCCUCAGGCAAGAUCUUGACUCCUUCACAAGUACUGUUGAAGGCUUCUUCUCAUCCUGUCUUCUCUGGACAGAAGCAGCCUGCGCCCCCAACCCAAGCAUUCACUAAACUACCCCUCCUAGCGAUGAGUGACAGCAUAGAUCUCGAAAAGCGUACCAAUAUAUCGGAAUGUGCUAAUGCACUUGGCAAGCAGGCAGCCUGCAGUAGCGUGUUUAGACAUCGCCGUAUUUCUGCAAACACAUGCGAGUGA
Molecule: messenger RNA, 1139 nt
Organism: Macroventuria anomochaeta
Lineage: Eukaryota; Fungi; Ascomycota; Dothideomycetes; Pleosporales; Didymellaceae
Exons: 3
Coding region: 498-1139 (213 amino acids)
Source: RefSeq, a predicted model, not a curated record